Prorocentrum cordatum is the source of this 1086-nucleotide messenger RNA. The record is from the annotation of a GenBank genome assembly. Lineage: Eukaryota; Dinophyceae; Prorocentrales; Prorocentraceae.
AUGCGGGUACCCACCCCGGGCCCGGCCUCGCCUGGCCGCGAGGCCGAGGCUGGCCCGCGGCCUGUGGCGCUGACUGCCGCGGGGCGCGCAGGGGUCGCCCCUGGGUCGAUGGAGCGCUUAAUCCAGCGGCUGCGGGACUACGCCAAGGAGCAGGUGGAGGGCAGCCAGGCGGCCGCCAACUUGGAGCGCGUCAGAGCCAGGUGCGGCGGUGGGCCCCUGGUGCUGGACGUGGCGUUGCCCGGCGCCGCGUACUUCUCCGUGGCGGCGGGCGGCAUGGCUGAGGUGCUACACCUGCUUGGCGGGGACGGCCACGUCCAGGUGGAUCGCUUCAUUGGCGCCAGCGGGGGUGCGUGCAGCCUCUUCCUCAUCGUGGCUGGCAUGCGCGGGACAGAGGGCGGGGGCUGCCGGUGCCCUGACUCGGAGGUAUUGUUGCGCUCUUACCUGGAUUACGGUGAGUCGGAGGGCGUAGGCCCGGUGCACCGCGGGCUCAGCGCGCUCGGGCAGGUCUUCGUUGGGGUCAGCAGCUUCUGGGAGAACCGGUACAGAGAGCUGCUCCGGGACCCGCUGGCCUUUGCGGCGAUUCGGCGGCGGGCGUUCGUCGCUGUCGCCGCCAGGCCCCUGCGUGCUGCAGUCCUCGGGCGGCCCCGGCAAGGCGACGGCGACUCGCCGUCGUUCCUGGCGGCGUCGGACAACUACGUGUUCAGCGACUUCGAGACCGAGGAGCAGGCCGUGCAGGCGUUCGUGGCCACCGGGGAGGCGACGGGGAAGGGCUUCCUGAGGGGCAUCCGCGGGCUUGCGCCAGAGGGCGCCCGCUUCGCGCUGCACGGGCACGACGGAGCCACCGCGCCGGCGCAGGUGCAGCUCCCGCACUCGUUCUGUGACGGGGGGCACCCAGUGGGCCUCUGGUCCUUGGGGGACGAGCGCCGCAACGCGACGCUGUACUACUACACCAUGUUCUCAGAGGCGUGCGACGCCCUCUUCUCGGGGAGAGCGUCGAGAGGCUCUUCAAAAAGGGAGUCGACAGGGCCAUCGAGUGCCUCGCCAGCGAGCAGCUGCUGUCGCCCGCGCCGCCCGCAGACGGCUUGA